UUUGUUUGCUGACGACAGAAGCUGCAGAAUGUUGCUGAAAGAUAAACCGGAAUAUCUAGUAAUGGCGACAUCUUAACAUUAAUUCCUGUCGAGAAAAAUGACAACAAGAUUAGUUGGAAAUAUAGAGGACUUAACCAAACAGAUCAUGUCUUUGAAUAAAUUAUGGAUAUUACCAAUUUCUCUGCCAACAAGUCUAAGAGUUACCUCCCCUGCCCGAGUGACUACCAUCAGUAUACUUGCUGUGAUUGGAUUGUAUUAUUACUAUCGUCGAUGGAAGAAAAAACAGAGGACUCAGCCUCAAAAGGAUGAAGGGCGAGAACAUAAUGAUACUGGGUACAAGACCUCACAUUUAAAUAGUCCAAAUGGAGAUGUCCUGAUGGGUCGUGUGAGAAGAGCCGAAAGUCCAAGUGGGAGCUCAAAUCGCUCUCUAUCCUUAUUACGGACCAAGUCUUUAUCAGGAUCUACCUCAAGUUUAGGGGCUGUUUCUACCACAUCUACAAUCACCCAUCCUGUGGUGGACACUACCAACUAUGGGCCGGUACAGCUUUGUUCUCUAGGGUUUGAGACACUGCAGCUAGCUGUCAAGUACUGGGAGGAUGCUAUGGUGAAACUUCAGAGUCCUGAUGAUACCAACAGACCAACAGCCAUACUGGAUCCUGAGAAUAUUGCCCUUCACAGUCAGCUAGAUAAACUUCUGGAGAAUGCUUACAGAUUGAUUGACAGUUAUGAACACCAAUGUGAGCGUCAGGCAGAUCGUGUGGCCUUCGACACUGCCAUCGCUGCAUUCACGGAGGUGGACAGAAUGUCGGAGAGAAAGAGUUUGGAUGCAACGUCUAGCAGCGACCAGGAGUCUUUUGUCUCUGCUACUGAUAUGGCCAAUUUAUCUGACUUGGAGACUCACAGAGAAAUGUUUCACCACUUGCCAUUGUACGAGGCUGGUCUUCUGGAACUAAAGCAUGGAUCUGUCACCUGUAGAACACUGAGGACAGAGAUGACACAGUGUAUGUCAGACACAGAGUUCCUGGCUAAGCUUCAUGGUAUCAGACUCGCUCUCGAUGUGGUAUUCAAGACUCCAGAAAAUAGAACCUAUUUUCAUCAAAUGGGUCAGCAGUUAUUGGGAAGCUUCCUGAUAAAAGCUGACAGAGACACUGACGACUUCAAUCAGGCCUUCGCUAACAUGAUAGACUUUGUUGAAGAUGCCAGCAACUGGGGCACCAUUGAGGAGGAGCUUAGGGGGCGAGGGGUGAAAUGCUUUUCAUUUUAUGACGUUGUCCUUGAUUUUAUUGUGAUGGAUGCGUUUGAUGACCUCGCCAAUCCUCCCUCCUCCGUCAUCACGGUGGUACAGAAUCGAUGGCUGUCUAACGGCUUCAAAGAGACGGCACUAGCAACAGCUGUUUGGUCAGUAUUAAAGGCCAAGCGACGGUUACUGAAGUUUUCUGACGGGUUUAUAUCCAAAUUUUACUCUAUAACGGAACACACCAGUCCAGUAUUGGCAUGGGGCUUUCUGGGACCAGAGUCGGAACUCAAAGAUUUGUGUUAUUGUUUCAAAGAUCUGGUUUUGGGACUGAUUAGAGACAUUUUUAGUUUUGAGAAAUCUCGUUACACAACUGUUGAAGAUUUGGGUGAAGACAUAGUGAAGUUAACACGGCAUCGUAUGGAGGAAGCUUCCAAACUGUUAAUGUGAACAGGACCACAUCAUCAAUAUGUCUGUGAUAAUUGUUUAUACUGUGUGGUGUGAACAGCACAAAGUCAAAUGUCUCAUCUAUAUACAACCUUGUUAUACCCUUACUUAGUAACUGCUUUGUCUCUGUGUGUGUGUGUGUAAAUUACACCAAAGGUAUACCAAGUGAAUCACUUGUUAUCAUUCAUCUUAUUGUUCCAUAUUUUAGUCAACGGAAAUUUGGGGGGAGGGGGUUUUUCCUGGGGUAUAAGUUAAAAUUUGUAUAUCUUCAACUUUGUGUUAUUUUUUAUGUUAAAUGAUGAUUUUAAGUCAUGAUAAUUAUGAGAAUUAAAUUUACAAUAUAUUUUCAUAUCUCUCUUAGUCUUUAGAGGGAUAUUUUUUUAUAAUUUUUUCAAGGCAUCAGCAAACCCGAAUAUCGAAACUUCGAUACUUUGAAGAUAAUUUAGAAUUAGAUGGUAUUUAAAGGUUAUUUUCUUUAUAUAUUUUCAUAUACUUGCAAUCAGUUGUUUACACUAAAACAUCUGAUCGGUUGAUCUACUUGUCUAUCUUUGCAGACAAGAAUAGGGGUCUGAUCCAGUGAAUAGUGAAAGUAUUCACAAUUUGCAAGGUCAUUAAAUAUACAUCAUGUGUUAUACUCACUUAGGAUUUGUCAAAUUUCAUAGAAAGUUGGUUUCUCUAUUAAGACUUUUCAUAUCAUCUCAGAAAAGCUAGUUAAUGACAGCACACUAAUGUAUAUACUACUGUUUCAGAAUAGCUGGGGUUAAGUUUGCAUAGAAAUGUGCUGGUAGACAGACUUAAUAAAAUCAACCUGACCUUAUUUGAAGAUAUAAUUGAUGAUGGGGUCUCUAAGUAAAUAUGGUGUGAAGUGUUGUUUUCCUGACAGUGCAAUGUGUGUGUAAGUUCAACUUACAGUUUCAAGUACUUGUAUGAUAGACAACAAUCGAUUACUGACUUUUGUUGAAUUUGUAUGAUGUUUUAUUGUUUGACAAUAUAGACAUGUAUAUAUACAAUAUAGAUCUAUGGUAUUAUAAAGCAUGAAAGAUAUAUUAUUGUAUUUUUUUUGUUUGUUAUUUUGUAUUGUAUAUCUUAACUUAAAUGUUCAGUAGUGCUAUUUUUACAAUAAAUGAUCAUGUGACAUGUUUACUUGAUGUAUUGGACUACUUUGGAGUAAAUAUAUGUAUGAUAUUUCUGAUGAGUGGUGAGUAUGAACCAUUUAUUAUCACAAAUUUGUAUUUAAGAAGAAAAUUAUUUGUGUACUAAUAUAGAUUGUAAUAGAUGUAGUUUUGGGGCUGUUCCAGAAAAAAGACAUUCUCCUGGGGUGUUACUUUCUAAAAAGCCACACCACCUGUAAAAUUUUGCACUUUUAUUGACAUUAUGCUUCCAUAUUGUGUUAAUACUGUUAACAUAUUAAUGGUCUAUAACAUUUGGAUUUACCUACAUAAUCUUAAUUUCAGAUCAUUUAAAUCAAUUUAAUUAUUAAUUAGUAACACUAAGCUACUUUGUCUUUCAUUUCUUAUUCUUUAGUCCCCACACUGAAAACAGGAAUGUGUGGAAUGUUUGAGACAGGUACAUUUCAUACUAAUCAUGACUAAGUCAGUCUUCUGUUGUAUGAUGUAUGUCAGUAGAAGAGUCAUUGAUACUGUUUAUAGUCUGGUCUGACCUGAGUCAUGUCAUGUGUUAAGUGCUCAUCCAGGUAAUUAUGUCCAUAUUUGGAGUUGUCGUUGAAUCAUGCAUUAAGUCAGAUGAGAGUUUUGUUGGAAGCAUAGUUUAUAAAACUCUAAUUUUAAUUUGUAUGUUAUACAAUGUAACAGUGAGACUUUACCACACAUAUAUAUAUAUUCCCUAGAGACUUGUGACAAUAUGGUAAAAUUUUUAUA
This is a messenger RNA of Ylistrum balloti, 3558 nucleotides long. Its product is annotated as mitoguardin-like. NCBI's taxonomy places the organism in Eukaryota, Metazoa, Mollusca, Bivalvia, Pectinida, Pectinidae. The transcript is spliced from 13 exons. Gene Ontology annotation, biological process: mitochondrial fusion. Bases 98 to 1684 code for a protein of 528 amino acids. The record is from RefSeq and is a predicted model, not a curated record.